Messenger RNA from Perca flavescens (yellow perch), 2052 nucleotides. RefSeq names its product cytoskeleton-associated protein 2. The transcript has 7 exons. Lineage: Eukaryota; Metazoa; Chordata; Actinopteri; Perciformes; Percidae. The coding region runs from base 311 to 2038 and encodes 575 amino acids. The record is from RefSeq and is a predicted model, not a curated record. Gene Ontology annotation, cellular component: microtubule cytoskeleton. Gene Ontology annotation, biological process: negative regulation of microtubule depolymerization.
AAGGGAUGGUGAAAACUUGUGGGAUGAAAGAAUGCAGUCUUCUUCAGUUCUCGUUCUUAGUUUUGAGACACUCUAUUGGUCAAUUCUACGAUGUCGCGAUACUAGUGUGGCCAAUCGCAGCACAGCAGCACCAAGUCAAAUCGAAUAUUUUGGAGUGAGUGAGGCUCAAGCUUCCAGAGUUGUGACUUGUGCUGCUUUGGGUCGGAUGAACUUUCUCCUCUCGCUGUAGCCUCACUGUCUAUGGUUGGGACUUAUAAGUCAGACCACAGCAGAAAAUCUUCAUUGAUUUUAACCAGGCCGAGGCUUCACAAUGGACAAUGUCGCAGUUUCAAGACGAAACCACAAGAAAGGAAACAAGGAAAAUGCCCAGCCUGCAUAUGGCAGUAAGUCCUUAAUGAGAAGAGAUAAAACGUCAGUUACUCCCUUCCAACUGGCAAGUAACACAAAAGAGCAAACCGUGGCAAAAACCAGCUCAAUUAAAGCCAAGGUGGACACAUGGUCGACGUCUGGCGAAGCUCUGAAAAAGGCAAAGACUGUACAGAAAGAUAGAAAAGGAGCUGGUGCCGCCACUGAUGUCAAGCUACGACAAACCCAUAGCCGGUGCUUCCUCACGGAACCGGCAGUGAAACCCAAGAAACCGGUUGCAGAAGCUCCAAAGCCACCGGCUGCUGCGCUGUCCUCAAAACCUGCUCUUGGCAUGUACAAAGGCAAGAUUGUCCAGUCCAAAAUAGGAUCCAUGUGGAAGUCAACCGCCACCGUGGGCGGGGCAGAUACCAAACCGCCAGCACCCAAAACGCAGGUCCAAAGGGCUGCAAACGUGACCAAACGCAGGUCCGUGUCCGUUGCUGACCUGCCUGUGCACGUCGUGCAAAAACCUGCAUCGACGAGGACCAAGUCGGUGUCUGAUGAACCUGCUCAGGCGCCCAAGCCUCCCACCGCCAGCCGUCCUCGCGCUGGGCUGUACAGCGCUCGCCCUGCUGCCAGAACCGUCCCGGCAACACUAGCCGGUGCCAGCUCCAGAAACGCCAAAGUGGCUCCCGCCAAGGGAAGUGGGACUCGGAGCGCAACGCCAAAGAUUCCAGGGGCGGACAAGAAGGUCAACAAACCUCCUGUGUCAAACGCCCUCAGUCAGUACAGAUGCACCAUAGAGACUGCCGAGGAAAAAAGAGCGAAACUGGCCGAGUGGCUAGCCUCCAAGGGCAGGACUUUCAAGAGACCCGCCAUGACAACGGCAGAAGCCUCUAAAACCAAAGUCUCUGCAAAACCGGAAGCUGAUCCCGAGCCCGGACAGGAAGCACACAAUCCAGGCCCUGCCGCUGCUGCUCACUGUUCCGGGUUAACACCCAGCCAAACUCCAGUGACCAUGAGCACCACGCUGGACCAGCUGGAAAACUCUGAUGCCGAUCUGCCUGUUGACCCACAGGACGGAAUCGAUGAUGUUGUGGUGAACCUGUUUGCUGCUUUGGAUGCCUUUCCAUACGAGGACGAGCUUCCACAGGUGACGGAUGUGUGCAAUAAUGUUGAAAUGGAGGACGGCAAACAGAAGGAUGAAUGUAAAACUGAGGAGCGGAAGGAGGAGGAAAUGCACGAGGAGGGCGAGCAGCCAAAGGUUGAGCAAGUGAAGGAUGGAGUAGAAGAAAGUAGUGCCCAGAAAGUGGAGACAGAUGAAGAAGUAGAAAGUGAUGAUGAUGAUGAUGGUGUGAUGGAGACCGUGCCACAGAUGGAGGAUGCUUCAGUAAUAAAGUACAACGUGAAGACCACUCCGUACCUGCAAAGUGUGAAGAAGGCAAUUGAAGACGAGGCCAGCACAAGUACGUCCAGAAAAAAGAGCCACAUCAAAGAUGUGAAGUUUCUGACCCCAGUGCGCCGUUCCUGCCGCAUCGAGCGCACGUCGUCCCGCCUGCCGGCGAUGCUCGCCGACCACGACCCCUGUGUGUCCUCGCUGGCUGAGCUGGUGCAGCUGGAUGACGGCGACGCCGCCAACGCCUACGUCUACAGAAAAAACCACGCACUGCUGCAAGAUCAGCCCCGACUGUGAGGAGCUCUGUAAAU